UGGAGGGGCCCCGAUCUCCUGCGGAGUGCUGGUGGCCGCGUGAAUUUUAACUUCGCUUGACUCGGCGAACCCGUGCAGUCGGCCGCCGGCUCUCGCGAAGGUGGGACGCUCAUUCGCGGAGGAUCCGCCAAUCGCGGCCGAGUUCCGGGAGCAGCUGACCAAUAGGAGCCCUUCGCUAAGGGCGGCGUGCCGGGCGAUCGAUCGGAAACGGACGCGAUUUUUAACCCCGUCUGGCUCGAACAUGUAACACUCAAGACGUGCAUCGGAAGCGCAUUUUUUGAGCCGGAAGAAAGAAAGGACGUAAAUCCCCUGGAUCAUAUUUAAUAUAUCAUUUUUCCCGGACAAACCCGGAAAACCAACCGAUCAGAAUGCCGCCCACCGUGAAAUCCUCCCUGCAAUUGGCAGACGACGAACGUUUCACCCUGAUGAAAUUCAGGCGAAAUGUUCAAGAUGUCCUACAGCCAAAUCACGAUGACCAGUUCCUUCUUCGCUGGCUCAGAGCAAGGAACUGGGACCCAAUGGCAGCCGAGAAAAUGUUCAGAGAAUCGUUGGAGUGGAGGAAACAAUGGGAUGUGGACAAACUCGAAGAAUGGGAUCCCCCGGAAUUAUUGAAGAAACAUUUACCACAUGGUCUUUGCGGAUUCGACAAGGAUGGAGCCCCUGUUGUCAUUGUUCCGUUUGCGGGUCUGGAUUUGUACGGUAUACUCCACGCACUUGGACGCAGAGACAUGAUCAAAAUCACUAUACAACAUUUGGAACAAUACCUUAAACUUUGUCAGGCACAAAGUAAAAAGCAUGGACCAGUUGCUAGUCAGGUCACCGUCAUUUUCGACAUGGAAGGAUUUAAUCUCCGACAAUACAUGUGGAGACCAGCUGGGGAAGUUGUCAUUGCCUUAAUACAGAUGUAUGAGGCAAAUUAUCCUGAAAUUCUGAAAACCUGCUUUAUUAUAAAUGCGCCAAAAGUGUUUGCCCUCGCUUUUUCGGUGGCGAAGAAGUUCAUGAACGAGUACACAAUAUCGAAAAUUCAGAUCUUCAAAUCAGACCCAGCCAAAUGGAAAUCUGCAAUUUUACGAUUAGUACCACAAGAUCAAUUACCGGCGCAUUUCGGUGGGACGUUAACAGAUCCUGACGGCAAUCCGCGACUAGCCACCAAGAUUUGCCAGGGUGGAAAAGUUCCUAAAGAAAUGUACAAGAGCAAAGACGAGAAGGAUAAAGAAAACGAGGAUUUUACCACGAUUACUGUAAGAAAAGGUGAUAAGCUGAAGUUGGACUUCUCACCCGAUGAAAAUGGCUCGGUGUUAAGUUGGGAGUUUAAGACAGAGAAUCAUGACAUCAAAUUUGGAGUCAUCAAGAAGAACAACGACGGCAUACAGAACGAAGUUAUACCUCUUCAUCGAGUAGCUGCUCAUCAGAUGGAAGAAAUUGGAGUGUUACCCUGUGAUGCACCAGCUACUUAUUCAGUGGUCUUUGACAAUAGCUACAGUUUGCUGAGGAGUAAAAAGAUUCACUAUUCUAUACGACUCCUCCCACCUUCUAACCCUAUGCAAGAAGUGUCACUUUCCGAAACUUAAAUUACAAAUAAAAGAAUGUAAAUGUUGUCGUUUUUACGUAACUUCUACUAGCACAACAGUGAACUGUUAGGUGUAAUAUAUGUCACGUGUGUCAGAAAGUAUUUUUGAUUAAAGUGUAAUGAUUAUUGUAAACUUUAUAAAUAUUCAGAACCAAACAAAAGAAACAUUGUCACAAUCUUAGAAUAUGACUUUUAGUUGCCAAAUUGUUCAUGUGAAUUAGAAACGAUGCCCAAUUCUUAUAACUAAAAUAUAAAGCAAAUUUGCUUCUUAGAAGAUUUUGUUAUACUUAUAAAAGGAAAGCUGGUCUUUUAUAAUAUACAUAUAUAUCGAU
Molecule: messenger RNA, 1902 nt
Organism: Orussus abietinus
Lineage: Eukaryota; Metazoa; Arthropoda; Insecta; Hymenoptera; Orussidae
Product: SEC14-like protein 2
Exons: 9
Coding region: 369-1571 (400 amino acids)
Cellular component (GO): cytoplasm
Source: RefSeq, a predicted model, not a curated record